This is a messenger RNA of Colossoma macropomum (tambaqui), 3644 nucleotides long. RefSeq names its product neuronal PAS domain protein 1 (gene npas1). The record is from RefSeq and is a predicted model, not a curated record. The transcript has 12 exons. Gene Ontology annotation, molecular function: protein dimerization activity; RNA polymerase II transcription regulatory region sequence-specific DNA binding; DNA-binding transcription factor activity, RNA polymerase II-specific. Bases 723 to 3041 code for a protein of 772 amino acids. Lineage: Eukaryota; Metazoa; Chordata; Actinopteri; Characiformes; Serrasalmidae. Gene Ontology annotation, biological process: regulation of transcription by RNA polymerase II.
AGAGAGAGGGGGAGAGAGAGAGAGAGAGAGAGAGAGAGAGAGGCAGGGGCUAUACAAGCAUGCCUUUUAUAUUUACUAGCAAUUGAGGAGGAGAGAGCCGGAGAGACGGAAAGAGAGAGAGAAAGAGAGAGAGAGGGUGAAGAUACAAGCAGUGUGCGUAGCUUUCCCAAGAGGAAAUGAAAAGAAAAAGGCUCUGCAAGGCAAGAGAGAGAGAUAGAGACUGAAAGAGAGUGUGAGAGAGAGAGAGAGAGGGAGCAAGUGUAUCUUCUCACUCAAGUCAUAUCUGAGAAGAGUCGGAUGGUAGGAAAGUGUGCGUGUAAGAGAAGGAGAGAGCGAGAAAGGGAGCGAGCGAGAGAACGAAGCUUAGGUCUCUCCACGUCCAUGCUCACUCUCUCUCUCUCACGCUCAGACUCACGGCGGACGCUCUUUUGUGUGAGCAGGAUUGUUCUGCGUCCAGUCUGACCCCCUGUCACCCCCCCAGAGUGUGUUUAGGCAUGUGUGUGUGAGCCUGUGUCUGCGUGUGUGAGGGUCCUGGAACGCGGAGGUCUUGCUUAGGGGGUCUGUCCGAGUCAAGGGGGCGUCUGAAGAAGAGGAGGAGUGUGUCCUGGCACAGCUGCUCAACACUGGACAUGCACAUCAGCCCCUCUGCGGGAGGUCUGGGUCUGACAUAGCCUCGGCCAGUCGCAGCCUGCGUUUGAGGCGGCCACACGCGCAGGAGCGCCAUGGCAGCCAUGCCGUUUGUCACUGAGGGGAAGUGUGUGAGUGUGGAGUGGGACUUCCUGCAAGGACUCCUCGCCAAACCACCCACCCUGCCCUGCUUACAAAACCUGCGUAAGGAGAAGUCACGAAACGCAGCACGAUCUCGUCGUGGGAAAGAAAACUUUGAGUUUUUUGAGCUGGCCAAGAUGCUUCCUCUCCCCGGCGCCAUUACCAGCCAGCUGGACAAGGCCUCCGUCAUCAGACUGACCAUCAGCUACCUGCACAUGAGACACUUUGCCAGCCAGGGAGACCCACCCUGGAGCCCCCUGAUGGAAGGGGAGAACAACUGCAACAAGGUGCGGAGAAGCAGUCAUUCACUCGCAACUGACAUAUUUGAGCAGCACCUGGGAGCACAUCUACUACAGUCUCUGGAUGGGUUUGUGUUCGUGGUCAGUCAAGAGGGCCGAUUCCUGUACAUCUCUGAGACUGUGUCCAUCUAUCUGGGCCUCUCACAGGUGGAGCUGACUGGCAGUAGUGUGUUUGACUACAUCCAUCCUGCAGACCAUGUGGAGAUGGCAGAGCGUCUUGGAAUUAAGCCACACCUCCGCGCAGAGGCGGGCUGUCAGGUGGCUCAAGAAAGCAUCUCAAGCUCCGCCUCCACAUCCUCUCUGGCUGGCACACCUGAACCAGCCCCUUCUAGUCCUCUCUCAUCCGGGGAUGAGCUGGCAGAGCGAGGUUUCUUUAUCCGGAUGAAAUCCACCCUCACUAAGCGCGGACUCCAUGUCAAAUCUUCCGGUUAUAAGGUGAUCCAUGUAACUGGCCGGAUUCGCUGUCGCCCCGCCCUUGUGCCAGGCUCCUCCCGCUCGCUCCAUCGGCCAAUGGGACUGGUCGCACUUGCUCACACGCUCCCACCCUCCACUCUUAAUGAAGUGCGCAUGGAGAGUCACAUGUUCGUCUUCCGUGUUAACAUGGACCUCCAGGUCACCUACUGUGAGAACAGGAUCUCUGAGUAUAUGGAUCUGAGCCCAGCUGAAGUGGUGGGACAUACUUGCUAUCACUUCAUCCAUGUGGAGGAUUUGGACAUGAUCCGUCAGAGCCACGAAGACUUGCUGCGGAAAGGGCAAGUUGUGACUGGUUACUAUCGCUGGCUGCAGAGGAGAGGAGGUUACGUCUGGGUCCAGUCAUGCGCCACUGUGUCUAUCAACCACAAAGCCCCCCACGAACGCAACGUCAUCUGGGUCAACUAUAUACUGAGUCGGACGGAACUGCCAGACACACCGCUGGAUUUACUACAACUCCCAGAAACUCUGAGAGCCGAGCGUCUACGGGCAAACUCCUCUCCUCGGGACAUCUCUCCAAAGGCACAUGGCCCCACCGGAACUCAGCCAGGAAAGGGUGGAGGAAGCCGGAACGAACCUGAGCGUAAAGGAAGAGAAUCAUACGCUCACCCAACUGUUAACCAGUCAGACGAUAGGAGAAAGAGGCCUCAUCGGUCCAGCCCUGAAAACGGUCCCCCAGAAACGAGGAGGCGUAUGGAAGCAUUUCGGCAAAGAGAAGACAGUCCUUCUGGGUCUUCAGAUCCAGGCAGCGACAGUGAUGCAGAUGAGGAGGAAGAAGAGGAGGACAAGGAGAGUGAGUGGGACCAUAAUGGCAACAGCAAGAGAGUGAAGAGUGAGGAGGGCGUGCCCAAGCAGGCCGGCAGGGUCAGUGGUCUGGAUAAAGCCCAUAAUGGCCGCGCUGUGAUUCAGCAACUGAAAAGCGUAGUGACCAGCACGGCUGGAUCAAACAUUAAAACUGAGCGUUCAACCACCGGAGGGCGAUGGGGUCACCCUCACCCCAGUGCCCAUGCCACCAGUGGCAUAAAUGGCUGCAGCCCCCCUUCUCAAGCUCCAGACCCGAUCGCUACAGAAGCUCCGGCCAAGGGCCUUUUCAGUCCCCCGUCUCCUACCCUGUCCUCACCCAUCCCGGCUUCGCCACUGCCCAGAGAAGAGCGCCCAAUUCACAGUGCUCGCGGCCCAGAUUAUGAGCUCCUCCAGAGACUGGCUGCAGGUGGGGCAGCUGGCCGAGUCCUCUUCCACCCAUUGGCCCUCGGCCCUCAGGGGCCUCAGAGCCUUUACGCCCCGAGCACUAUUCGCUACGCACCGCCUGAGCUGCCCACGACGCACACUGACAGCCACCGCACUGAUCACACCCCCAAAUCGCCCGCUUUCUUCCCUCACCUGCAGAGGAUUGCUGGGCUGCCACCCUUCAGCGGCUUCUCACCCUCAGAACCGCCAUUUCCCCCAUCGCUGCCCUUCUGCAUGAACGGACUGAGAGGGGCAGCAGGAACGGAGGAGGACUGAGAAAGAGAGGUCAGAUAUAGAGAGGUGGAGAGAGAGAGAUGAGAGGAAUUGAUUUAUCCAUGCUCCACCCACAGGUGCAUUCUUUUUUAACUACUGUUUUGAGGUUGUACAAGCUUUACAGAAUGCUGGUGAAAUGUUCAGCCCAUUGAGAAAUUGUAGGACGAAUUAUUCACGUUGGAAUGCUAUUUUUUAUUUUAGGAUCACUACGUAAUGUUAAAUGUCCAGUUUAAUAUGAUACAAAUAACUAAUGGUGUUGUUCACAUACCAAGCAGGGUUUAAAAAGCCCAUAUAAUGGAAAACUAAAUCUUCUCUUAGUUGGAAGUGCUAUGACAACAAUGCUAAUGUUUCAAAACAUGCCAUUCACUACCCAGUCCAUACAGUCCAUACAUGGAAACUAUGCUGCCAAAACAGCCCGUUUUGUAUUAAUUGUUUCUGUGAUUGUACGAGAACUGACUCAUUUACAUUUAUCCACCUAAUCAGUCUACAGUAGUUUAACCCUGCACAUUCAUACUGAAGUUCUAAGGAGUGUUUCAGAGUGCUUUUUGAAUGAGGCAGCCAAUCAGAACAGAGUUCAUUUACAUAUAUCGAUCUUAAAGGCACAGU